AUGACGAAGAAAACCAUUCUACAAAAGCCUCCUCGUGAAAAGGUUCUCAAGCUUCCAACGAAAUCAAAACCCUCUACACGCUCCCAAGAUCAAACCUUUACACCUUCACCUUCUCUUCCUACCUCUCCUCCUUGCACAGAUCCCAUGGUUCGCAUUAAGAACCCUUCAAGGUCUCCUCCCCCUUUCAAGCUAACCGCUCCUUCCAGCGCUCCUUCCAAGCCAAGCACUUCGAAAGGGAAGCGUUCUACUGCAGAGGAACCUGCGUCUGAACCCACUGGACCUAAACUUAGGUCUGCUCUUUCUCGUCCUCAAAGAGGCCGUGACAUAAUUCUGAAUAAUGAAACCAUCAGUGAUUCUCUGAAAUACACUAAUGUUGGUACAUGUGCCUAUAAAUCUGAUAAGUGGGAUGAAGGGAAAAAGGGAUCCACUCGUUCUGAAAGGGUGGUUUUUGAUGAUGAUGAUGAUGAUGAUGAUGAUGAUGACUAUGAAUCAGAAGACACUCCUUCUCCUUCUACCACGGGUACUUCAGCCUCCAUUGGACACAAAUCUGCUUUAUAUGAGGUUGUUAAAGAUGUGGUGCAAGAGUUUGUCUCUCAGUUAAACCAUCUGAUUGCUAUAAGUAAGGAGCAAAGGAAACUAGCCACCAAGCAUGUGAACUUCCUCAGGAAAUCUAGAGAUAGAGUGGUCAUUUUCUUGAAAUUUAUUGAUAAUCUCCAAGAGGAUGACAAUGCUGCCACUGAUUCUGAAGAAGAUGCUGAUUCUGAUGAGGAUGGUUCGGAUGCCUGA
Arachis ipaensis is the source of this 786-nucleotide messenger RNA. The record is from RefSeq and is a predicted model, not a curated record. NCBI's taxonomy places the organism in Eukaryota, Viridiplantae, Streptophyta, Magnoliopsida, Fabales, Fabaceae.